GACGCACCAAAACGUGUGCGUUCACAAACUGUCGCCGACUGCAACGAUUCUAAAAAGCUUUUGAAAACGACCAGUUUACCGUGUUUAACAUGUUGCCAGUGGGAAAUGGAAACGAUACGAGUUUGUUUUUACAUGUGUUUUGCUUUAUCGUGUCGUGACUGAGAUUCGACCCAUCCGUGCAAGCGUUAAGAUGAAUGUAAUGUCCCGUCUGAUCUCAACGUGACUUUGAGCAAGCACAGCAGUCAUGUGUCAUACUGUACAACUGAAGCUGUAACCCUUGAAUCAAACAUUCCGUCUUAAAAUGCAUUUAAAUGUACCGUUCCCCAUCCUCCGAGGGAGCAUCAGACACCUGAUGACCAGAUCCUCACAGACGUGCAGAGGCAGAGUGACUUGGAGGAGAAAUUACAGUUUCUAUCGAGAUGAGGUGAAAUCACUUAGAGCAGUGGUCAACCCUGACAUCUCAAAAAUCCGUAACAUAGGUAUCAUGGCGCAUAUAGAUGCAGGGAAGACCACCACGACAGAGAGAAUGCUGUACUUCUCUGGCUACACACGGGCUCUCGGAGAUGUGGAUGACGGUGACACUGUAACUGAUUACAUGGCUCAGGAGAGGGAGAGAGGAAUCACCAUCCAGUCAGCUGCUGUUACCUUUGACUGGAAGGAUCACAGGAUUAACCUCAUAGACACGCCAGGUCAUGUUGAUUUUACUCUGGAGGUUGAGAGAGCUUUACGAGUGUUGGAUGGAGCAGUUGCUGUGUUUGAUGCUUCUGCUGGAGUAGAGGCUCAAACCAUGACUGUGUGGCGGCAGGCAGAAAAACAUAAAAUCCCAUGUGUGUGUUUCCUAAACAAGAUGGACAAGCCUGCAGCUAGCCUGAGGUACUCUAUAGACAGCAUAAAGACUAAACUAAAGGCCAACCCUAUUCUCCUUCAGAUCCCCAUUGGCUCAGGGAAGAGCUUCACCGGAUUGGUGGACUUGAUCACUAGGCAGAAAAUGACAUGGCAGGGGAGCUCACUGACAUAUGAUGGUCCUGCUUUUGAGACCAGCGGUCUUCAGCCCUCAGAUGACCCAGAUGUGCUUCAGGCUGUCAGUGAGGCCAGGGCCACUUUGAUAGAACAGGUAGCAGAUCUAGAUGAUGAUUUUGCGGAGCUGCUACUGGGAGAGUACAGUGAAAACUUUGAUGCAGUGCCUGCUGGGAAGUUGCAGGAGGCACUGAGAAAAGUGACAUUAGCUCGUAAGGGGGUGCCUGUGUUGUGUGGAAGCUCUCUGAAAAAUAAAGGGGUUCAACCUCUACUGGAUGCCAUUACUGCUUACCUUCCUGCCCCCAAUGAGAGGAACCAUGACCUAGUACGCUGGUAUAAGGAUGAUCUGUGCGCGUUGGCAUUCAAAGUGGUCCAUGACAAACAGAGGGGUCCACUCGUGUUUGUUAGGAUCUAUUCAGGAAGCAUGAAGGCUCAGUCAGCAGUGUAUAACAUCAACAGGAACGGAACGGAAAGAAUGAGUCGACUUCUCUUGCCUUUUGCCGAUCAGCACAUAGAAAUUCCUUCGUUAUCUGCGGGAAACAUUGCACUCACGGUUGGACUCAAACAGACUGUGACAGGCGACACCAUAGUCUCCUCCAAAGCCUCUGCUGCAGCUGCGGUGCGGCGGGCUCAGAAUGAAGCAGAGAGCAAGAGUAGCUCACAAAGGGAGAGCAGCAGUCUGGCUCUUGCAGGGGUGGAGGUCCCUGAGCCUGUGUUCUUCUGCUCCAUUGAACCUCCUACUCUGGCCAAACAAGCAGAUCUGGAGCAUGCGCUCAACUGCCUGCAAAGAGAAGACCCCAGUCUGAAAGUCAGAACAGACCUUGAUUCUGGACAGACAAUACUGUGUGGCAUGGGAGAGCUGCACAUUGAGAUCAUCCAUGACCGUAUUAAGAGAGAGUUCAAUAUCGAAACUCACCUAGGACCCUUGCAGGUGGCCUACAGAGAGACCAUCCUCCAAUCAGCAGCUGCCACAGACACAUUAGAUCGUACUCUUGGAGACAAGAGGCAUGUUGUUACUGUGGAGCUCGCCGUCCAUGCUCUGAUGGAGUCUAGCACUUCCUGUGAUGUGACUUUUGAGGAGGAAGUAAAAACUCAGCUUUCUGCUGGUGUCAGAGAAGCUGUGGAAAAUGGAGUUGAGAGCGCAUACCUCCAAGGUCCUGUGCUGGGUUUUCCUGUAGAGGGAGUAAAGACCGUUAUCCAGCAUGUAAGUUUGGAGCCAGGCACUUCUGCAGCCAUGGUGUCAGCCUGCGUGUCCCGCUGCAUGCUCAAGGCUCUGAAGCUGGCUGGGGGGCAGGUUUUGGAGCCGGUGAUGGCUCUGGAAGUGACUGUAGGCGAAGAGUAUCUGAGUCCUGUGCUUGCAGAUCUCGCCCAGCGACGCGGUACUGUAUGCGACAUCCAAAGUCGACAGGAAAACAAAUUAAUAUGUUCUAUCAUUUUGUUUGUUUCAAAUCAGACUGUGACAGGCGACACCAUAGUCUCCUCCAAAGCCUCUGCUGCAGCUGCGGUGCGGCGGGCUCAGAAUGAAGCAGAGAGCAAGAGUAGCUCACAAAGGGAGAGCAGCAGUCUGGCUCUUGCAGGGGUGGAGGUCCCUGAGCCUGUGUUCUUCUGCUCCAUUGAACCUCCUACUCUGGCCAAACAAGCAGAUCUGGAGCAUGCGCUCAACUGCCUGCAAAGAGAAGACCCCAGUCUGAAAGUCAGAACAGACCUUGAUUCUGGACAGACAAUACUGUGUGGCAUGGGAGAGCUGCACAUUGAGAUCAUCCAUGACCGUAUUAAGAGAGAGUUCAAUAUCGAAACUCACCUAGGACCCUUGCAGGUGGCCUACAGAGAGACCAUCCUCCAAUCAGCAGCUGCCACAGACACAUUAGAUCGUACUCUUGGAGACAAGAGGCAUGUUGUUACUGUGGAGCUCGCCGUCCAUGCUCUGAUGGAGUCUAGCACUUCCUGUGAUGUGACUUUUGAGGAGGAAGUAAAAACUCAGCUUUCUGCUGGUGUCAGAGAAGCUGUGGAAAAUGGAGUUGAGAGCGCAUACCUCCAAGGUAACAGAAAUGGAUGCUUAAAAGCUUUUAUGCCUGAAUCAUUCAUCACAUCUAUAUCUUCCUGGUACAGUAUUGCAGUCUAUAAAUCUGGAGAUGGUACAGUUGAGUAA
Messenger RNA from Sinocyclocheilus grahami, 3166 nucleotides. RefSeq names its product GTP dependent ribosome recycling factor mitochondrial 2 (gene gfm2). Gene Ontology annotation, cellular component: mitochondrion. Bases 302 to 3166 code for a protein of 954 amino acids. The record is from RefSeq and is a predicted model, not a curated record. Gene Ontology annotation, molecular function: GTP binding; GTPase activity. The transcript has 23 exons. NCBI's taxonomy places the organism in Eukaryota, Metazoa, Chordata, Actinopteri, Cypriniformes, Cyprinidae. Gene Ontology annotation, biological process: ribosome disassembly; mitochondrial translation.